CCCAAAUGUUGAAAGUGUUGUAGUAACAUGGUUUUCAAAACAAGCGGCCGAAACUUUAUACGCUUCGUCCACCCUCACACCACUUUCCAAACAAACGCAACUCCUCCCCAGUCGCUGCUUAUAAACGCCACUUCCCGCCGCGUUCUCUUCUCAAAGAGAGAGAUGGUGACACUGAUCGUCGCCACCACCUACGACCCAGCAUCGAUCAACCCCGCGGCGGCGCUUCUCGCCAUGCCGGGAUGGACCGGACCCACCUUACCGCCGGACAUAAAGAGUUUCACCAACCAGCAGACGAGACUGAUCCAACACGAUAAAUCCAUAGUCAAGGAAGACGAUCUCGAUUCGCGGUGGGAAGAAGCAACCGGCGAAGUUGUAGACGAAGUCAUCUUCCUCAGCCGUCACACCGCCGCCUCCAACCGUCCUGCUCUCACUGUUCACCCCAUCGGAGUGCUUCACUUAAAGGAAGGAGAAUCGCCGCCGCACGGAGGAAAGGCGGGGUGGGCGGCGUUGACUAACCCUAGGAUUGGUCCGUGGCUGCGUCUUUUGAAGAAAAUGGCUGAAGCUCAUAGCUUGGUUCCUGAGUUUGAGAUAACAUUGGAAGGUACUCAUCAUGGACCUAUAACUAGUAAGCCAACCAUGUUCUUGGAGAUUGGUAGUACAGAGGAAUACUGGAAGAGACAAGACGCUGCUCAAGUCAUUGCUCUUUUAAUGUGGGAAGGACUUGGGCUUGGAGGCGGUGAAGCUGUAGGGAACUGGAACAGUGAAACUGGGAAGAAGAAAGUUCUUUUAGGGAUUGGAGGUGGACACUAUGCUCCUCGUCACAUGGAUGUGGUUUUGAAAGAUGAUAUUUGGGUAGGCCAUUUGCUCUCUGGUUACUCAUUGCUAAUGGAAGAACCACAGCCUGGAGAGAAUCACAUUGGUGGAACUUGGAGACAAUCGAUCCAAGCAGCUUUUGAAGCUACUAAAGCAUCAUUCCCAGGAGGCGAGAUCUUGGCUCAUCUUGAUCAAAAGAGCUUCAAAGGAUGGCAAAAGAAGGCGAUUACAGAGUUCUUGACAGAGCAGAACAUCAAUGUCGGGAGGCCAAACGAUUUCACAUGAACUGUUAGACCAUAAAACAUAUGAUCUCAGUUUUGGUUGAUUCAGAAUAUAUCAUUUGACGGCUUUAGAUUUAUUUUCAAUUGUUAUGAUAUAUCUUCAAAUUUACUUUUGUAAGAUAACCAUUUUCGUUUGGCUACUGUUGAACGAA
Raphanus sativus (radish) is the source of this 1246-nucleotide messenger RNA. Its product is annotated as D-aminoacyl-tRNA deacylase. Lineage: Eukaryota; Viridiplantae; Streptophyta; Magnoliopsida; Brassicales; Brassicaceae. Gene Ontology annotation, molecular function: D-aminoacyl-tRNA deacylase activity. The record is from RefSeq and is a predicted model, not a curated record.